Messenger RNA from Saccostrea echinata, 675 nucleotides. RefSeq lists its product as uncharacterized. The record is from RefSeq and is a predicted model, not a curated record. The coding region runs from base 40 to 675 and encodes 211 amino acids. The transcript has 2 exons. NCBI's taxonomy places the organism in Eukaryota, Metazoa, Mollusca, Bivalvia, Ostreida, Ostreidae.
CGUACUGGAGGUAGUAUCUCUGGCAGAUGAAUACCAGAUAUGGACCUCAGAGAAAAGUGCGAAUCGUUCAUCCAAGAGAAUUGCAGUAAAGAGGGAAAAUAUCUCAUUGAAACAAGAACUCUUGUGGAUUAUGCUGCGUGCGCCGAAAAACACAAUUUGACCCUGAUUCUUCCUUUCAUUAUAGAACUUUGCUCCAAACGCAAUUCUGAGUCAAUGAAAAAUGCAAAACUUGAAACAAAGGUUACUGCUGAAACACAACAAAAAAUUCGUGAUAUUCGACUCACUUCUUUGGAACAAGAAAUAGCAUCUACUUUAGACAAUGUAGAACAAAAUAUUUUACAAUUAAUGGAACUGGCCUGGGAAACUCAAAAUGAUGCCAAGAUGGUAAAAUGCGAAAACCGUCUCGUUGCUAUUUGCAAACAGGUUUACAAGGAAACAGCUCAUACUUUUUCCAGGGAAACACUUCUUGAUUAUAUAAUCGCUGCUGAGAGAUACGAAUUGAAAAAUCUUUUGACUUGUAGUAUUGAACUAGCCUCUAAAUGCAAUUCUAUGAAAUUGAAAAAUGAGGAGAAAUAUAAAAAGAUUACAAAUUUAACAAAAUACACGAUAGAUACGAAACGUCUAAAACUAAUCGAAAAAAAUCAUUAUGAUGCCCAUAACUUAUUUCCAUAUUAA